Messenger RNA from Myodes glareolus (Bank vole), 1226 nucleotides. NCBI's taxonomy places the organism in Eukaryota, Metazoa, Chordata, Mammalia, Rodentia, Cricetidae. The record is from RefSeq and is a predicted model, not a curated record.
AUGGUGGUUACUCUUAAGUCUCUAAUGACUUCAUUUUUCUGUUUUGCAGUUUUACAAAGAGCAUUCUCCCUCCAUACAGCACACUCGACAAAGGACAUGGAGAAUUUUUUUCAGCUGGUGAGAAACAUUGUGCCUGCUCUAACCUCGAAGAAACACAAAGGGCAAGACGGAAGAAUAGGCAUCGUCGGGGGCUGUCAAGAGUACACAGGAGCACCAUAUUUUGCAGGAAUCUCGGCUCUGAAAGUGGGUGCAGAUUUGACCCACGUGUUCUGUGCCAGGGAGGCUGCGCCAGUGAUCAAGUCCUACAGCCCAGAGCUGAUUGUCCACCCUGUCCUUGACAGUUCUAAUGCUGUUGAGGAGGUGGAGAAAUGGCUCCCCAGACUGCAUGCCCUUGUUGUGGGCCCUGGCCUAGGUAGGGAUGACCUUCUUCUCAACAAUGUCAGGGGCAUUUUGGAAGCAAGCAAGGCCAGGGACAUCCCUGUUGUCAUCGACGCGGAUGGCCUGUGGCUGAUAGCUCAGCAGCCGACCCUCAUCCACAGUUACCAGAAGGCCAUUCUCACCCCCAACCGUGUGGAGUUCGGCAGGCUCUGGGAAGCUGUGCUCAGUAGUCCCAUGGACACCCAAAGCCACAGUGGGUCCGUACUGAAGCUCAGCCAGGCCCUGGGGAACAUCACAGUGGUCCAGAAAGGAGAGCAUGACCUGAUCUCCGAUGGUCAGCAGGUGCUUGUGUGCAGCCAGGAAGGCAGCAGCCGCAGGUGUGGGGGCCAAGGAGACCUCCUGUCAGGCUCCCUGGGUGUCAUGGCGCACUGGGCCCUCCUUGCUGGACCAGAGAGAACAAAUGGCGUCAGCCCACUACUGGUGGCUGCCUGGGGUGCUUGCACCCUCACAAGGGAGUGUAACCAUCAGGCUUUCCAGAAGUACGGGCGCUCCACAACCACCACCGACAUGAUCGCCGAAGUAGGACCUGCCUUCAGUAAGCUCUUCGCGACCUAAGCCAGUGCCAACCGAAGGGUGCCACAGACUGUCCUCCACGUACUGAGCCUAAACUAGCAGACAGAGAAUUUAGGACACAGCGUCCAUCCUGACUAAAUAGAGUUGAGGUGUUAGGUGUUAGGACACUAAUGUGCUCUUGUGCAGUUUUCUUGGCUUCUUGGCAGUAACAAGGAGAAAGUGAGAAUAAAGAUCUCCCAGCAGCCCACCUGGGUGGGGCUCGUUCCCAGUUGGCA